AUGAGGGUCCGAAUACGGGGCCCUUCUGGCAAAUCCUCCACAGUCUCUCUCGACGACUCCGCCACAAUAGACACAUUGCAGAAAACAAUAGAGACCGAAACAUCAUUAUCCUCCUUCGAGGUCAAAUAUGGGUAUCCGCCGAAGACACUCUCACUCGACGAGCAACCAGCCUCCAAGCUUCUUUCGGAACUUGAUGUCAAAUUGAAUGGAGAGCAGCUUAUUGUCAACGAAAUCAAAUCCUCCAGCCAAACAGGUGGGCUGCAACCCACACCCAGUGACGCUGCAAAGAACGCCAUCCGGACAGCUGGACCCUCGACAGACCAUGGCAGAGUGGCUCCCCAUGUACCAGCUCCUGCUCAUUCAAGCUCGAAAACUCCGGGACACUCCGCAGCACCCCUCUCACUAUCACGGAAGAAGAACGCAGAAAUGGACGAUCCUCCAGAGAUCUGGUGUCCGGAUCUGCAAGGCACCAUGGUCUUGCGAAUAAUGCCCGAUGAUAAUUCCUGCCUCUUCAGAGCUGUCGCCAGCGCCGUUUUGUCAGACGUUGAUGCCGUGACUGAACUCCGGUCAAUCAUCGCGCAGCACAUUCAGGCAAAUCCGGAGAAAUACACCAAGGCGGUUCUUGACAACAAAGAGCCUGACGCUUACUGCCGUUGGAUCCAGACGGAAGAUGCUUGGGGCGGUCAAAUUGAGCUCGAUAUACUCAGUCAGCACUUCGACAUCGAGAUCUGCAGCAUUGAUGUGCAGAGCUUACGCGUGGACAGAUACAAUGACCAGGCGCAAAGCCGCUGUUUUAUUGUAUACUCUGGCAUACAUUACGACACAAUCGCUCUGAGCGUCCAGGGCCAACCACCAGAAUUCGACGUCAAGCAAUUCAUGCAGCCAUUGGCGGAUGAAGCGCUUCCGCAAGCCAUCGCCUUGUGUCAGAAACUGCAAGAAAAGCACUACUUCACGGAUACGGCCGGUUUUCAACUCAUGUGCAAUGACUGUGGGGUCAAAUUAACUGGCGAGGCUGGGGCCAUGAAGCAUGCGCAGGAGACGGGACAUAUGAAUUUUGGGGAGGCCUCGUGA
Messenger RNA from Cladophialophora yegresii CBS 114405, 1071 nucleotides. RefSeq lists its product as uncharacterized. The transcript has a single exon. The coding region runs from base 1 to 1071 and encodes 356 amino acids. Gene Ontology annotation, molecular function: cysteine-type deubiquitinase activity. The record is from RefSeq and is a predicted model, not a curated record. Lineage: Eukaryota; Fungi; Ascomycota; Eurotiomycetes; Chaetothyriales; Herpotrichiellaceae. Gene Ontology annotation, cellular component: cytosol; nucleus. Gene Ontology annotation, biological process: endoplasmic reticulum unfolded protein response; protein deubiquitination.